AUGGCUCGAUCCACUUUGUUAUUUUUGUUGACCGUAAUCGCUCGGGCGUCUUUGCCCACCGAAGCCCAGGUCACAAAUUGCACUGCUGGAUGCAAGUGCAAGGAGAUUGUAGGCGAAGGAAGACUGAUCUCAGCGAACUGCACAAUAAGUAACCUCACAGAGCUGUCAGUAUUCACUCCACCUUCGCAAGUAAAGACACUGUGAGUAGACCAGCGCACCUAUGUCACAAAAAGAAAUAUUUGAUGGAAUCCACCAGGAAAUUAAUUUUCAGUGGACAAAAACCUUGUACCAGAAUAAUUUAAAGCAUAUUGCUUUCAAAUUUACAUUUUUAAAGGGCUAAAGAUGUAAUUAGUUAACACGAAAGAAAAUUUCUUAUGGGAAUCCGAGAAAAUGAAUGUCAAUUUUCACAAAAUGACAUCUUUUACUUGAAUUUUUCAAAAUUUACCUGUGUUUUCACAAUUCUCGUGAAAUUUGACAUUCAUUUUCUCGGACUCCCAUAAGAAAUUUUCUCUGGUGUUAUUACAGAUGACUAAUUAAAUCUUUAGCCCCUCAAAAAUGUAAAACUGGGAAUGCAAUAUUCUUUAAAUUAUUCUGGUACAAGGUUUUUCUCCACUGAGAAUUAAAAUUACUCAAUUUCCUGGUGGAUUCCGUUUUAAAUGUUCUCUGAUCUGAUUUUAAGCUCAAUUGUAGUCUUUAAAAAAAACCACCUCCUACGUAUAUCUUCUACGUAUUCCAACGUCAACAUUUGAGAUAUGAACGGAUAUUUUGUUGUUGGUAGUUUGUUUGUUUGUUUGUUUGUUUUCGUAGACGUUCAAGAACACACAGAAAAGCAAAAGGCAGCUUUCGGUGUAUCGUAGCUUCCGAACAUUUCGUACGGCUUUCUUGUCGGCAAAUUUUACUCUAGAAAUUAAAAAAAGCCGUGGUCAAAGUAGAGGAAACAUCAUCUUCUAAUUAACAAAUUAAAUUUUUUUUACACAAAAUUUUAUUUGGGCUAACCAAAUAUUCAAUAAGAAUAGUUUUAGGGUGAUGUUACACGGAACGAUUCGCAACGACCAUUUUUAGCGGAACACAGGGUUCAAAUGUUGGAACAAUAUUGCAGCCCUUCGAAACAAUGUUGUUAAACGCUGUAUGUGUUGCGCUAAAAAUCGUCGUUGCCAAUCGUCCCAUGUAACAUCACCUUUAGCAUGGCCGCAUUGACAGAUGCUUUAUUGGAGCUGACAGAUGAGAUGUCCUCAUUCACAGACUACAAAAUGACAUGAAUAGCUCAACCAGGCAAUUACUAUUUUUUUUUAAAUUAAAUUUUUAACCGGUUUAUUUUUCUUGUUAUUCAGGGUAAUCGCGUUAUCUAGUGAAAUGGAAAUUCUUCCCGAAGGAUCGUUUGUGAAGUUCACUAUUCUUGUGAACUUGUAAGUAUUGUUAUUAAGUGUUAUUUAGAGAUCUACGGUAGCCUUAGACUUCCAUCUUUCACUUAGGGUAGCUAGAUUUUUUUGUAAUCUGCGGCAGAGGAUGAGAGGGAGAGCGACCAUCAUCUUUCGAUAGGUGUACAAAGACUGUUUACGGGCAUAAAGGGAAACGCGUGACCUUAGAAUGUACACAAACCCAGCAGUGACACGAUUGAUCUCCUUUAUAAAUCUGGAAAAUUUGGAAAGAGGAAAUUAACUUUUAUCCAUUUGUUUUUUUAGCGGAGGAAGCUUGAGCAACCACAAUGGCGACAGGGACGAUAGAAAGCAACAACAGAAAAACCGGUGAAAUGAGGAAGUUUCACGUCGUACUCGUGCAACGACAAAGAAAUGCACAAAAAAGUGUGAUGCUCGAGCAAAGUUGUUGUUUUGCCAGUUAAACCUAUUGCCUUUUUUGCCGUUCUCGUUAUCAUCGCCGUCGUCGUUGCUCAAGCUCUCCUUUAACUAAUAUCUUCGACAUUAUUUCAGGUGCACACCUGUACGGAUAGCUAUGCCUCUGUCAUUUCGUUUCUGAGAAUAAGAGAACAGCGAUAGCUAGCCUGCUUUGCAGGCGUAUUUUUUGGGGGCUGGAGAAACCUGCUUCUUUGUUUACGCAUGCCAAAACGUUCGCGCACCCGCUUCCAAAGAAAAUGCCUGCAUUCUGUGUUAAGCAGCAGCUCAUCCACCACGUGCUCUGCUAACGAACAAUUUUGCACGCCUCGCGCGGAAACAGACUCGCUUGAGAAUUUACAGAGGUGGCUCAGUUUGUUCCAUAUUUGGACAUUUCGCUCGGGUGGGCGAAACGGGUUGGGCUUAUUACUGGGAAAAAUAAACUGUAUUGUCAUAUUUCUUUGUUCUGAAAUUGUAGGAGUAUUCCUAACAACAAUAUUAGAGUGAUCAAAGAUGGUGCGUUCUCGGGUCUCAAUCUUUUACAGUACCUGUAAGUACAUUUACCAUUUUAAUCAAAAACACAAAUAAGGUGUUUUAUUCGGUGAUUUAUUACAUUUCCUUGUUCUUGAGAGAAUGACUAACGAAUAUAAGCUAGUUAGCGAUAGCUUAAGUUGUAAUCUAAGGUUAGGGCCUAUUUACAAGGAAAGAGGGUAACCCUUUUGAUAGGGUUACCCUAGCAAGCAGAUUAAAGUUAGCUCUUGUUUACAAGCAAAUUUCACAGGUAGGGUUACCCUAUCACCCGGGUGAACUUUACAAGCUUCGUGUCAUUCUUUGUAACGGUUCAAAAUUUGAAAUAAUAUUGAAGUUUUCUACGGAAAACACGUUAAAAUCCUCGAAAAAAGGGGGAAAAUAAUAUUAUCAUCGUAGACAGAACAUAACUUUUUAUUUUUUAGAUGUUUAUAAUUAAUAUCAGAAAUUGGAUAAUACUGUUCAAAUUGGCACGAUUUAAUACUGCUCACGCAUGACCGCGGAAAGUUGACCGGGGUAGGGGAGUUAUCCCUAUCUGAGCGUUUACAAGGCAGGUAGCGUAACCCUAGCACUCAGGUAGGGUUACCCUAGCGCCAGAGUAACCCUACCUGCCUUGUAAACACGUCGUGUGAAAAAAGAAGAAAUAUGCGAGUGCUUGGGUUACUCGCUUGCUAGGGUUGCUUCAUACCAACAACAACAGAAACAAUCAAUAUUUACGGUAUCUCUACGUUAGAAUGCUCUUCGAGUGAGGUGUUUACAUAACAAACUUUAAGAGAAACUACACUAACGCUAGCUAAAAUAUAUAUACAUGUAUAUACCCAAAGAGGCUAUAUAAAGCCACCCCAUGCAAGUCGCACCACACAUUGAGUUCUAUUGCACGGAUGGUUUGUAAUCAUUUCGUUCUCUUCUCCGCAGAGACCUUUCUGCAAAUCAACUCACGAAGUGGGAAGGAAAUUUUUCGAGUGGCUCGGAGCUUUCGUCUUUGACGUAUCUGGAUAUAUCAAGCAAUCCAACCACAUUUAAACUACCGACCGCUAUACUAAAACUGCCUAGCCUCAAGGAGAUUCACGGUGCGUUCUUGAACCAACCGUGCUCGGUUUGCACGCUUAUCAGGAAUUGCAGCUGGCAAAAAGAGGAAACGAGUUCGAACAUGGACAAAUUUAACAUCACUACAUCAGACCUGAGAAACGAAACAUUUAGGAAGGGCAAAGAGGAAAAUUGUCAGGUCAACGAAAUUGAAAUAUUAAGUAAGGAGGUGGUUAAAUACGCGCAGUAUGGUUUUUUUCCAACGUGUUUGGAAACGAAGAAAGAAUGUUACGACAGUGUUAUUCGCGUGACACCCAUUCACAGGUGCUGGGACAAUAGUAAUAAAUAUUUGAAUGCGGUUUUCUUAAUUGCGCCGAUUGCUUUCCUUCUAAACUUAACGGUGGUUUUAAUCACGUUAACUACUCGAGCAUUACGGAGAAAUGUCACCAUGUUUUUGACCUGCAAUAUGGCUUUUAGUGACUCCAUUCUCAGUCUAUAUGCGAUCAUAUUGAUCUCAACGAGACAAAAGUCGUAUGUGGACUUCUUGAUGAUCCAGCAUGGCAUGUGUAAUAUAAUCGGAUUCAUGUGGCUUACCUGCCAAAUAGUCAGCAUCAAGACCUCCUUAGUCCUGACCGUAGAACGCUUUUUAGCCGUGGUAUAUUGCAUGGAGCCCACGAUUCGUAUAACUCGCAAACUAGCGGUGGCCCUUGCAGUGCUAAUAUGGAUUUUGGGCGUGGCUGUUGCCAUCUUACCAUUACUGAAAAUAUCUGUGUACUAUAGCAACACAUACUGCAUUCCAAUUCGUCCAGUUAAAGACAUACCGCACUCCUAUGAGCUGAGUAUAGGGCUGGCGCUAUGGGGAAUGCUUAUAUACUGCACAACAAUACCCUUCUACCUGAAAAUCUUCCUCGCUGUGAAGAAAACUAGCAGGAGAGCCGGUGUAAAAAGAGAUGGUACUCUGGCUAAAAGAAUAUGCAUUUUGGUGUUAAGCAAUAUGUUAUUUUUCUUCUUUCCAAUUGUGAUUGUAUUUCUCUGGCUUACGACUGACCUCAAGGAGACAAUGUCGCCAAAGAAUCGAGAAAUUCUUACGGGAGUUAUUCCAUCACUACUCUUCAGCCUCAACUCCCUCAUAAAUCCGUUGCUUUACGCUUUCAGGUCGGAAAAGUUCCAAAAAGCGAUCAAAAUCAGGAUAUACACAAUUUGCUUGAGGAAGCCUAGGAGUUCUUCUUUGACAAUGUCUUUAUCUCAUCUAGCGACUGUAAGAACUACAAGAAAUCGCAAUUCCCGUUUACCAUCGUCUGCAGAUACGUUAAACUCUGCUUAUACCAUAGCCCGAAGGACACCUCCCACGCCGAAAAGGGAGUCAUUAAACGGGGAUGCAAUGGCCUUGACAAAAGUCUAA
Molecule: messenger RNA, 4785 nt
Organism: Porites evermanni
Lineage: Eukaryota; Metazoa; Cnidaria; Anthozoa; Scleractinia; Poritidae
Source: the annotation of a GenBank genome assembly